GCGGCGCCCGGCGGGGGCCCCGCCCCGUCCUCUCCAUCCCGCGGGCUGCGGUCCUCGGAGCCAGACGGGUCGGAGCGCGCUGCCUGCCGAGCGCUCCCCGGCCGUCCCGCAGUCCCAGAGCAUGUGCCUCCCCCUCGGGCUCCUCCUGGUCCUCCUCGGCGCCCCGGGGCUCCUCGGACUCCGGCCCCAGGCCGAGCACUAUGAGGUCGUGUAUCCGGCGAGGCUGCCCGUGCCCAGGACCCGCAGAGAGCUCUCGUCGGGCCCGACCGCGUACCCGGAGAGCCUCCGCUACGUCCUGCCCCUGAGAGGCAGCAACUUCACCCUGCAGCUGCGCAGGAACAGGGACCUGACGGGGGCCGCCUACACGGAGACCUACACCUCGGCCGAGGGCGCCCAGGUGACCGAGCAGCCCGACCAGCUCCAGGACCAUUGCUUCUACCAGGGUCACGUGGAGGGGCAUCGGGACUCGGCAGCCAGCAUCAGCGCGUGCCAAGGCCUCAGGGGCUUCUUCCAGACAGGCUCCACCGUCCACGUCAUCGAGCCCCUGCCGGGCGCCAGCCACGAGGGCAGACACGCCGUCUACAGAGCGGAGCGUCUCACGGAGAAGCUCGUGACGUGCGGCGUCAGCAAUGCCACCCUGGAGGAGGAACUGGAACCCAAGAUGGCGGCCGCCCAGAAGCCACGCAACUGGAAAUCGGGGGCCGCCUCAAGGGGAACGCGCUACGUGGAGCUCUUUGUGGUCGUGGAUUACACUGAGUCGGUGAAGAUCGGGAGCCGACAGGCCAUACGGAACCGGGUGAAGGAGAUCGUGAACCACGUGGACAAGCUCUAUCAGGAGCUCGACUUCCGUGUGGUCCUCAUCGGCCUGGAGAUCUGGAACUCGGGGGACCAGACCCACAUCAGCAGCAGCCCCGAAGCCACGCUGGAUAACUUCCUCCGGUGGCGAAGCCAAGUGCUCGUCCCCCGAAAGAAGCACGACAAUGCCCAGCUGAUCACGGGUGUGGAUUUUGAAAAGACGACAGUGGGGCUGGCCAGAGUCGCUUCCAUGUGCACUGCGGGCUCAGGGGCUGUGAACCAGGACCACAAUGACAAUCCAAUUGGAGUGGCAUCAACCAUAGCUCAUGAGAUGGGACACAACCUUGGUAUGGACCAUGAUGAAAAUGUCCCCAGCUGCUACUGUCAUGCCCACAGUCAGAAUGGAGGGUGCAUCAUGGCAGCCAGCCUCAGUGCCAUCUUCCCCAAGGCCUUCAGCUCCUGCAGCAGGCACAACCUGGAGAACUUCGUGGGGGACAACAACUUCCAGGCGAGCUGCUUGACCAACUCCCCGAAGCUGGAUGACAUCUUCGGAGGGCCUGUGUGUGGAAACAAGUUUGUGGAACGAGGCGAGGAGUGCGACUGCGGUGCCCCAGAGGAGUGCACCAACCACUGCUGUAACGCCACGACCUGCAGACUGGCCACGGGAGCCACGUGUGCUCACGGAGAGUGUUGCCGUGGUUGCCAGGUGACGCCCGCUGGGGAGACGUGCCGCGAGGCUCGGGGGGACUGCGACCUGGCCGAGCACUGCGACGGCCGGCGAGGAGUGUGCCCGGAGGACGCCUUCCGGGAAAACGGCUCCCCGUGCCGGGGCGGCUACUGCUACGACGGCGCCUGCCCCACGCUCCAGCAGCAGUGCCGGGCUCUGUGGGGCGCCGGUGCCUACGUGGCCUCCGACGAGUGCUUCUCGCUCAGCGUCCGGGCGCAGUGCUCGGCCUCCUCCCAACCGCGCUCCGACAAGUGUGGCGUCCUGCACUGCGCCGGCGUGACGAGCCCCACCAGGGCCUACUGCAGGAUCUCCCUGGGCGGCCGCGUGCCCUGCUUCCUGGCCACCAAAGGGGAAGGCCACGAGCCUUUCGAGCAGGUGGCCCCCGGCACCCGGUGCGGCGAGCACAUGGUUUGCUACGGGGGGCGCUGCCAGGACCUCCGCGUCUACGGGCCCAAGAAUUGCUCGGCUCAGUGCAGCGGCCAUGGGGUCUGCAACCACAAGCGGGACUGCCACUGUGAGCCGGGCUGGGCUCCGCCGGACUGCCGGUCCAGAGUGAGCGACUAUGCGGCCCCAGGUAGAGAGGGGGCCCCGGGGGUGCUGGUGGGCGUGCUGGUGACUGUAGGCGUGCUGGCCCUGCUGCUCGGUGCCGCCUUCCUCCUCCACAAGCGGCGCCUGCUGCCUCCGAUCCGGAAGAGGAGAAUCGCCACCCAAACUCCCGGCCUGGCCAACCCCUUGUUCCGAGAGGGCGGCGGCAAGGCCCCGGGGCCUAUCUCCCAUCCCCCGCCUGCUGCCCAGCGCCCGAAUCCCCCCUUGGAUCCGGGGGUCCCUCGACGAGCACCCCCUGUGGUGAGUAGAGCCAGGAGGGGACAUAUCUGGGGGGCCGGGCCCGGCACCCCCGGGAGCAGAUGCUGGGAGCCUCCUCUUUCCUCCCAGCCUCCUGCGGCCUCCUUCAACGUGCCCGUGUAUGCCGCGCAGACCCCUCAGCCGGGCACGCCUGCGCCACCCAGCAAGCCCCUGCCCCCGCUGAAGCCCAAGCAGGUGAUCAAGCCCCAGGCUAGGCCUCCCCCCCCCCCUGGGCCCAGCGCUGUGUCAGAGCCUCAGGGAGCCGCCCGCAAGGUGCCUCUGAUGCCGCCAGCCAGAAGGUGAUGGGAAGGAAGCACUGCCACAGCUCCGGCUGCCACGGCUCCGGCUGCCACGGCUCCGGCUGCCACGGUUCCCAGGAUGGUGCGGAUGUCGCCAUCCACCAUUUGCAAAAGGGGGGGCCUGUCCCUCCAUGCCCCCCCCCCAUCUGGCACUUGUCUCUGGAGCAGAGAAGACAGGAGGAAGCCAGCCCUGACAGCAUUGGCACGCCGCCAUUUUUCUAUGUUCCUGGGCCUUUCCCCAUUCUUCCCGUGGGCACGUGCCCUGUGCCUGAACCAGAGCCAAGGGGCCUUUGGGUCUGGAAGAGUGCUCUGCGGGCCUGGCCUCUCCCCGGCCUCCUCGAGGCUCCACUCCUCCCUGGCCUCUCCCCGGCCUCCUGCUCGCUUUGCCUUUGGUCCCCUUGUCUGCUGCUCGGGUGGGGGGGGGCCUUGGCCUGCCCAUCCUCUGGGGGCUCCCAGAAGGAGGAGGCGGCACUCGGGUGUGGUGAUGGCAAUAAAGCAGUGGCAGCUC
Messenger RNA from Monodelphis domestica (gray short-tailed opossum), 3172 nucleotides. Lineage: Eukaryota; Metazoa; Chordata; Mammalia; Didelphimorphia; Didelphidae. The record is from RefSeq and is a predicted model, not a curated record.